AUGCAUAAUUUUGAGCAGGCUUUGAGAUCUUAUAGAAACAAUGAACUAGUUUCCAAUUUUAAAUCAAAGUUUACAAAACCCGUGAUGACUACUCACAUGGGUUUGAUUGAGAGCCAUGCCGCAAAAAUUCAUAUUGUGGAGAUUUUCAAAGAAGUCAAAGAUGAAAUAAUGAAGGCUGGAUCAUUGAUUGUUAAGGAAAAAUUAGGUCGCAAUAAAUUUAAGACUUAUAAACUUACAAAAUACUAUUGUGACAACUAUGAAAAAGAGGUUGUGUAUGAUGGUGACACACUUCAAUGUGAUCCAAAUACUGUGAAGAGCAAAGGUGCUCCAAAGAAAAAAAGAAUGACACAAAAGCUAUUUGGUGAUGUUCUAAAUGAAACAGUAGAACUCGUAAUGCAAGGAAUUGUUCGAUAA
Vicia faba (fava bean) is the source of this 414-nucleotide messenger RNA. The record is from the annotation of a GenBank genome assembly. Lineage: Eukaryota; Viridiplantae; Streptophyta; Magnoliopsida; Fabales; Fabaceae.